This is a messenger RNA of Coregonus sp. 'balchen', 15222 nucleotides long. Lineage: Eukaryota; Metazoa; Chordata; Actinopteri; Salmoniformes; Salmonidae. The record is from the annotation of a GenBank genome assembly.
AUGAGCAGACACCAAAAUGGGGAGGAGGAGUACAGGAACCCAACAGAGGUGAAGAAGUGCCAGAUAGUGAUGCCCUGCCAUGCCAACCACCGCCAGGAGCUCAGCGUGGGCGAGCUGCUCAAAUGGAUGGACUCUACAGCCUGUCUGUCAGGUGUGUGUGUGUGUAUGUGUGUUCUUACUCACAAUGGGCUUGUGGGAAUAGGCCUAUCUGUCCAGUUUUGGAUUAUAGAUGGGAUGAUAAUUUUAAUGAUUUUUAUUCAGAUCCCCAUUAGUUGUUGAAGAAACAGCAGCUAUUCUUCCUGGGGUCCACACAAAACAUAGAACAUGACAAAAUACAGAACACUAAUGGACAAGAACAGCAACACAAGUUUAAACCAAGAACACCAGACUAAAUGACAAUAGGACUAAAGUUUCUUAGUAAGACAUGAUUAGGUUUCAUAGUAAAGUUUAUCUUAGGUUUUAUAGCUAGUAAGACAUGAUUGAAUGAUAAUAUCUCAUACAAGCCCACAUCCUCCUCAGUAAGGCCGUUGCAUAUAUAAUGUUGGCAUAGUUUCUCACUGGCAUAACAAUUGUAACUUUUGUUACUUAGUUUAGGGGGAGAAAACAUCCAGUCAGGUUAGGCUAAAUAUGGACAAUAUCCAGGGACUGAAAGGUCACACUGUUCCUACUGAUGUGCUGCUGUGACAUACAGUGAGGGAAAAAAGUAUUUGAUCCCCUGCUGAUUUUGUAUGUUUGCCCACUGACAAAGACAUGAUCAGUCUAUAAUUUUAAUGGUAGGUUUAUUUGAACAGUGAGAGACAGAAUAACAACAACAAAAUCCAGAAAAACGCAUGUCAAAAAUGUUAUGAAUUGAUUUUCAUUUUAACGAGGGAAAUAAGUAUUUGACCACUAUGCAAAACAUGACUUAGUACUUGGUGGCAAAACCCUUGUUGGCAAUCACAGAAGUCAGACGUUUCUUAUAGUUGGCCACCAGAUUUGCACACAUCUCAGGAGGGAUUUUGUUCCACUCCUCUUUGCAGAUCUUCUCCAAGUCAUUAAGGUUUCGAGGCUGACAUUUGGCAACUCAAACCUUCAGCUCCCUCCACAGAUUUUCUAUGGGAUUAAGGUCUGGAGACUGGCUAGGCCACUCCAGGACCUUAAUGUGCUUCUUCUUGAGCCACUCCUUUGUUGCCUUGGCCGUGUGUUUUGGGUCAUUGUCAUGCUGGAAUUACCACUCUACGAUCCAUUUUCAAUGCCCUGGCUGAGGGAUGGAGGUUCUCACCCAAGAUUUGACAGUACAUAGCCCCGUCCAUCGUCCCUUUCAUGCUGGGAAGUUGUCCUGUCCCCUUAGCAGAAAAACACCCCCAAAGCAAAAUGUUUCCACCUCCAUGUUUGACGGUGGGGAUGGUGUUCUUGGGGUCAUAGGCAGCAUUCCUCCUCCUCCAAACACGGCGAGUUGAGUUGAUGCCAAAGAGCUCCAUUUUGGUCUCAUCUGACCACAACACUUUCACCCAGUUCUCCUUUGAAUCAUUCAGAUGUUCAUUGGCAAACUUCAGACAGGCAUGCAUAUGUGCUGUCUUGAGCAGGGGGACCUUGCGGGCGCUGCAGGAUUUCAGUCCUUCACGGCGUAGUGUGUUACCAAUUGUUUUCUUGGUGACUAUGGUCCCAGCUGCCUUGAGAUCAUUGACAAGAUCCUCCCAUGUAGUUCUGGGCUGAUUCCUCACCGUUCUCAUGAUCAUUGCAACUCCACGAGGUGAGUUCUUGCAUGGAGCCCCAGGCCGAGGGAGAUUGACAGUCUUUUGUGUUUCUUCCAUUUGCAAAUAAUCACACCAACUGUUGUCACCUUCUCACCAAGCUGCUUGGCGAUGGUCUUGUAGCCCAUUCCAGCCUUGUGUAGGUCUACAAUCUUGUCCCUGACAUCCUUGGAGAGCUCUUUGGUAUUGGCCAUGGUGGAGAGUUUGGAAUCUGAUUGCUUCUGUGGACAGGUGUCUUUUAUACAGGUAACAAACUGAGAUUAGGAGCACUCCCUUUAAGAGUGUGCUCCUAAUCUCAGCUCGUUACCUGUAUAAAAGACACCUGGGAGCCAGACAUUUUUCUGAUUGAGAGGGGGUCAAAUACUUAUUUCCCUCAUUAAAAUGCAAAUCAAUUCAUAAAAUGUUUGACAUGCGUUUUUCUGGAUUUUUUUGUUGUUAUUCUGUCUCUCACUGUUCAAAUAAACCUACCAUUAAAAUUAUAGACUGAUCAUGUCUUUGUCAGUGGGCAAAUGCACAAAAUCAGCAGGGGAUCAAAUAAUUUUUACCCUCACUGUAAAUGGCUGUCAUAAUAAAUGACUAUUGCGCUCACUAGAGCCCUAAACUUGGCACACAAGGCUAUAAUAGUAUGUGGAACAGUAGUCCAUCCUUAACUGUAAUCAGCACACUUUAGACAGGAAGUAUAACGUCAAUAUUUAUUUACUCACCACAGCUGAAAGGCAUGCUGGGUGUCCCUGUGUCACUGCCUCGGUCGAUGACAUCCACUUUGAACACACUAUUGGGUAAGUGUCUGUUGUUGAAUCAUCUUCCAUUGAAUGCACUAAUUCCCUCUUAAUGAGAACUUCUGCUAAAUUACUAUCAUGAUAAAGUAUGGUUUACUUAUGGAAGUCUGUGUGUUUCUUCAGGGUUGGACAGGUGGUCAACAUCAAGGCCAAAGUCAAUCGAGCUUUCAACACCAGUAUGGAGGUCAGGCCAUAUCCAAACCCUAUAACAUAUACCCAGUCCAAAUCCAAACGUAUUGAUUUUCAACUGCACAAUAGUAUAAUUCCUGUGAUUUUAUCCACUGUGAUGCUUUGUGUGUGUGUCUAAAGGUUGGCAUCGUGGUGAGCUGUGAGGACCUGUUCAGCGAUAGCCACUGGAGGGUGUGUCAGGCAGUUGCCACGUUUGUCAGCCAGCGCACUACGGAAGGGAAGGUGGGAUUGGAUUGGGGACAUAGUGUGUGGACGACCAUCAAUGAGAGAAUGCCUUUAUAAAGAUGCUGUGAUGACGUUUAAGAGUUGAUGCUGAGUAAUGUUAAGUGUGUGUAUGCUCUGUGCUGUAAUCUGCAUUCACUUCACUUUGUGAUUGUCCACUCUACAGGUGCAGCUGCGUCCGUUGGUCCCCCGUACCCAGGCGGAGCAGGUGGAGCACAGUCUAGCAGCUGAGAGGAGGAGGAUGAGGCUCGUCCACGCUGACAUCAUAAAGGACCUGCUCACCAACAGGGCCUUCCAACAAGGUAAGUCGCCGUGGCAUCGACCUUUGCGAGAGGACUAUCACCACUAUAGGAACUGUAAUGGUGUAUGACACUUUAUGCUGAGUAAUAUUGCAUUUGUUUACAUUUUACAUUUACAUUUUAGUCAUUUAGCAGACGCUCUUAUCCAGAGCGACUUACAGUUAGUGAGUGCAUACAUUUUCAUACAAUGGAACCAAUAGUUUUGUCCUAAAAGUACAAUGGAAAUCAAUAGCAUUGUCCCAAAAGUACAAUGGAACCAAUAGCAUAGUCCCAAAAGUACAAUGGAAACAAUAGCGUUGUCCUAAAAGUACAAUGGAACCAAUAGCAUUGUCCUAAAAGUACAAUGUAAGCAAUAGAAUAGUCCCAAAAGUACAAUGGAACAAUAGCAUAGUCCUAAAAGGUAGUGCAGUCUGUCUAUACUAUGUCCCCUGUGGUGGGGUCUGGUACAUUUAACAUUUACAUUUAAGUCAUUUAGCAGACGCUCUUAUCCAGAGCGACUUACAAAUUGGUGCAUUCACCCUAUAGCCAGUGGGUUAACCACUUUACAACAAAAACAUUUUUUAAUUUUUUUUUUUUUUGGGGGGGGGGCUAGAAGGAUUACUUCAUCCUAUCCCAGGUAUUCCUUAAAGAGGUGGGGUUUCAAAUGUCUCCGGAAGGUGGUGAGUGACUCCGCUGUCCUGGCGUCGUGAGGGAGCUUGUUCCACCAUUGGGGUGCCAGAGCAGCGAACAGUUUUGACUGGGCUGAGCGGGAACUAUGCUUCCGCAGAGGAAGGGGAGCCAGCAGGCCAGAGGUGGAUGAACGCAAUGCCCUCGUUUGGGUGUAGGGACUGAUCAGAGCCUGAAGGUACGGAGGUGCCGUUCCCCUCACUGCUCCAUAGGCAAGCACCAUGGUCUUGUAACGGAUGCGAGCUUCAACUGGAAGCCAGUGGAGUGUGCGGAGGAGGGGGGUGACGUGAGAGAACUUGGGAAGGUUGAACACCAGACGGGCUGCGGCAUUCUGGAUGAGUUGUAGGGGUUUAAUGGCACAGGCAGGGAGCCCAGCCAACAGUGAGUUGCAGUAAUCCAGACGGGAGAUGACAAGUGCCUGGAUUAGGACCUGUGCCGCUUCCUGUGUAAGGCAGGGUCGUACUCUCCGAAUGUUGUAGAGCAUGAACCUGCAGGAUCGGGUCACCGCCUUGAUGUUAGCGGAGAACGACAGGGUGUUGUCCAGGGUCACGCCAAGGCUCUUCGCACUCUGGGAGGAUUUGUGUGUGCUGACGGGUGCUGUAAUAACGUGUGUGUGUGUUAGUGGAGGUCCAGGAGGCUGAGAAGGCGGUGCCAGCAGAGAGGACACGGGUGGAGAGUGUUGAGUUGGUUCUUCCUCCUCAUGCCAACCACCAGGUCAACACGUUCGGAGGACAGAUCAUGGCCUGGAUGGAGAACGUGGCUACCAUCGCUGCUAGGUAUAACACCCACACCAGAUGCACACCACCUGUAAUACUCUUAAAUAUGUAAAGAUGUUACAGGACUGCACUCAAAAAGCUUUUUUGACUGCGCACCUAUCACAUUUUUGCUUAGCUAGAUUCAUUGGUUUUAUUCUCCAACCAAACUUUUGGGAGAGUGUGAUGGUCCUAUUUUGACACAAGCCGAGUGUAAUAAUGUUAUUACACAUUGAUUCCAGGUAAAACAAAACGUAUGACAUUUAAAUGACUUUUUGGACUCAUCUGUGUCAUGUCCUCCUCCUCCUCUCCUCCUCCAGUCGUCUGUGUAACGCCCACCCCACCUUGCAGAGCAUAGACAUGUUCCAUUUCAGGGGUCCCUCGCACGUGGGUGACCGGCUGGUCCUCAAAGCCAUCGUCAACAAUGCAUUCAAGAACAGGUGAGCUUUAGAUCAUAUACUGUAUAAAGCAAAAUUAUAAAUUGGUUUGACAGUGACAGUUUUUUGUAUUUGAGUCUUUUAAAUCAAUGGGGGAGUACUUGUGUACUAUUGAGUAAUCGGGGUAACACUUUACAAUAAGGUUCCAUUUGUAAAGGGGUUAUAAUAGUUAUUAACGAUUGAUUUAAUCAUUUGUAAAUGCAUUAUAAACCAUUAAUAAACAGUUAUAUCGCAUUUGGUCAAAAUAGUGCAAUAACAGGUCAGUGUUAGCCAAAUAGUGAGCCAAUAUUUACCUCCAGUUAUUAGCCAUUUAUACAUGGAUUUACAAAUGCUUAUAAGAUUAGCCCUUAUGUAUCAUCAUGCAACCGUCUUUUCAAUGCACCGUUGAACAACAGUUACUUUCUCACUUUUGGGUUUGAUGCAUUGGUGCUCUGUCCCAGGAACAGAAGAGGUUGGUUUUCAUGUGUGUGGACCCACCUUUGAAACCUUGAUGCCCUGGCCAAAUUUACAUCCAGGACAUUUAUUCAAUCAUCAUUCCUAACAUAUUACACUUUACCAGAUUAUGGCAACACACUUACCACUUCUCUGUGAUAGUAUGGUGAACGCUCUGGUGUGAAAUGGUAACCGUAAUACCUUUGGUUGGUAAAACAGUGGAGGAGGUAUCCUCUCAACGUUGAAUGUUUUGGUCCUCGUACCCACCAUUCAUUGACUGAACAUGUUUAACAAAGUGAUGUAUGUAGUGAUGAGUACCCAAUACUGCCUAUAAGUACACUAUAUAUACAAAAGUAUGUGGACACCCCUUCAAAUUAGUGGAUUUGGCUAUUUCAGCCACACACGUUGCUGACAGGUGUAUAAAAUCGAGCACACAGCCAUGCAAUCUUCAUAGACAAACAUUGGCAGUAGAAUGGCCUUACUGAAGAGCUCAGUGACUUUCAACGUGGUACCGUCAUAGGAUGCCACCUUUCCAACAAAUGUAUGCCCUGCUAGAGCUGCCCCGGUCAACUGUAAGUGCUGUUAUUGUGAAGUGGAAACGUCUAGGAGCAACAACGGCUCAGCCGCAAAGUGGUAGGCUACACAAGCUCACAGAACGGGACCGCCGAGUGCUGAAGCAACGUCAGCACAAGAACUGUUCGUCGAGAGCUUCAUGGCCGAGCAGCCGCACACAAGCCUAAGAUCACCAUGCGCAAUGCCAAGCGCCGGCUGGAGUGGUGAAUCACGCUCACCGCCAUUGGACUCUGGAGCAGUGGAAACGUGUUCUCUGGAGUGAUGAAUCACGCUUCACCAUCUGGCAGUCCGACGGACUAAUCUGGGUUUGGUGGAUGCCAGGAGAAUGCUACCUGCCCCAAUGCAUAGUGCCAACUGUAAAGUUUGGUGGAGGAAUAAUGGUCUGGGGCUGUUUUUCAUGGUUUGGGCUAGGCCCCUUAGUUCCAAUGAAGGGAAAUCUUAACGCUACAGCAGACAAUGACAUUCUAGACGAUACUGUGCUUCCAACUUUGUGGCAACAGUUUGGGGAAGGCCCUUUCCUGUUUCAGUAUGACAAUGCCCCCGUGCACAAACGAGGUCCGUACAGAAAUGGUUUGUUGAGAUCGGUGUGGAAGAACUUGACUAGCCUGCACAGAGCACUGACCUUAACCCCGUCGAACACCUUUGGGAUGAAUUGGAACACCGACUGUGAGCCAGGCCUAAUCGCCCAACUUCAGUGCCUGACCUCAUUAAUGCUCUUGUGGCUAAAUGGAAGCAAGAGCCCGCAGCAAUGUUCCAACAUCAAGUGGAAAGCCUUCCCAGAAGAGUGGCUGUUAUAGCAACAAUGGGGGGACCAACUCCAUAUUAAUGCCCAUGAUUUUGGAAUGAGAUGUUCGAUGAGCAGGUGUCCACAUACUUUUGGUCAUGUAGUGUAUGUCUAAGCUCUGAUUGAACUCUCAAAUCAUCUAUAAAUGAUUUACCCACAUGUAGAACUGCUAAAAGUAUACCUUAUUUUAAAGUGGCAAUCCACUGACCAUUAACAAAUGAGUUACCAACAUUUAUAACUGCUAAAAAGAUGCCUUUGGGGGGUUGUGUUCUCCCCUUUAACACUAGCUACACAUAACUCUACUAUCAUCAUUAUUUAUACUAUUUAGGCUUAGCUAGUUAUUUUAUCCACUGCAAGCUAAUAAUAAUAAUAAUAAUAAUAAUAAUAAUAAUAAUAGCUAGUGUUUAACCCUAAUAGUUAGCUACCACAGAUUAAAGGGGUUAGUUAUCACAAUUCCUGCUAAUACACUAGCUAGCUAGUAAGUUAGACUUCAAAUUGGAACCGCUAGUGUGGUGACAAAGGAUGCUAGCUAGCUAACUUGCCAGCUACCUAGCUAGAGACAGUACCUGAGUUCAACGGUUAGAUAACUACUUAGCUAGCUAGCGUUCAAAUCCAAAAAAGCUAGCUAGCUUAACAAAUUGCAUGGAAAUUUUGUUAGCUAGCUGGCAGCUAACGUUUGCUAGCUAGCGAAGCUAGAUAACUAGCCAGCAAACUUGAUCUACUUAGCUAGCUAACUAUAUCAUGCCAAAUAUUAACUUGUGCUAAAUCGUCUAGCAGAAUUUCUAUAUAAAAAAAUGUGUUUUAAGUUUGACCUAAUGUUAGCUAACUUUUCCUAGCUAGCUAAGUAGAACAGAGGUGCUACUACUGCUAGCAAACAUGAUCUAUCUAGCUAGCUACUUAGCUGAGCAGCGUGCUAAAUCAUCCAGCAGAACUUCUGUAUACAAAACAGAAACAAAUUGCAUAGAGAAUUUACCCUCUGUCAACAUUUGUAUCUUCUGAACAACGUUUAUUUUGCGCAAUCUCUUCUUUAUGGCCUUUGCACACUUCUCAUAGCCACAUCCAUCCUGAUUCUUCACGACGCACUGUCACAUGAUGUCAGUGUCAACACAAAAUUCUGUGCUCGUUCCAGGUCGUCUUUAUUUCAAUCGCGUUUCACAAAUGGGCAGAUCUCACAAAGUCUGGAAUUUCUCCGAAACCAGCGAACCACACCAAUAAUAUGGCUUGAGAUCUUCAGAUGAGGCCUUCAUUCCUGGAAUAAAAAAGUGUAAUUACAAACCCUUUAUAAACCCUUUACAAAUGUAACCUUAUUGUGGUCCUCUGUAGCUCAGCUGGUAGAGCACGGCGCUUGUAACGCCAAGGUAGUGGGUUCGAUCCCCGGGACCACCCAUACACAAAAAAAAAAUGUAUGCACGCAUGACUGUAAGUCGCUUUGGAUAAAAGCGUCUGCUAAAUGGCAUAUUAUAUUAUUAUUAUUAUGUAAAGUGUUACCAGUAAUGGAUUGAUCAAUUUCUAAUAAAUUCAAAUUUCACUCAUUAACUUCCAUUGGAGUGCUGAGCUGAGAUGGUAACGUGAGUGUACCUGUGAUGUCGCAGCAUGGAGGUGGGCGUGUGUGCGGAGGCUUAUCAGGGGGAGGAGCCUCUGAGACACAUCAACAGCGCCUUCAUGAUCUUCGAGGUCCGCGACCGGGAAGGCAAGCCCUGCACGUUGCCAAGGAUACAACCCGAACCGCUGGUCAGUCACCUGAAGCUCAUUUACAACUGAUCAAGAUUAGAUUAAAUAUUCAAAUUUAAAUAAAAAAAAUUAUAAGCAGUAACGGUAAUUAAGGGCCCUAUUUAAUCAAUGUUUCACAAUGUUGUCCUUUACAUUUAUAUUUACAUCAUUUAGCAGACGCUCUUAUCCAGAGCGACUUACAAAUUGGUGCAUUCACCUUAUAGCCAGUGGGAUAACCACUUCACAAUAUGUUUUCUUUUCUUCUUUUUCUUUGGGGUGGGGUAAGGGGGGGUAGAAGGAUUACUUUAUCCUAUCCCAGGUAUUCCUUAAAGAGGUGGGGUUUCAAGUGUCUCCGGAAGGUGGUGAGUGACUCCGCUGUCCUGGCGUCGUGAGGGAGCUUGUUCCACCAUUUGGGUGCCAGAGCAGCGAACAGUUUUGACUGGGCUGAGCGGGAACUGUGCUUCCGCAGAGGUAGGGGGGCCAGCAGGCCAGAGGUGGAUGAACGCAAUGCCCUCGUUUGGGUGUAGGGACUGAUCAGAGCCUGAAGGUACGGAGGUGCCGUUCCCCUCACAGCUCCGUAGGCAAGCACCAUGGUCUUGUAGCAGAUGCAAGCUUCAACUGGAAGCCAGUGGAGUGUGCGGAGGAGCGGGGUGACGUGAGAGAACUUGGGAAGGUUGAACACCAGACGGGCUGCGGCAUUCUGGAUGAGUUGUAGGGGUUUAAUGGCACAGGCAGGGAGCCCAGACAACAGCAAGUUGCAGUAAUCCAGACGGGAGAUGACAAGUGCCUGGAUUAGGACCUGUGCCGCUUCCUGUGUAAGGCAGGGUCGUACUCUCCGAAUGUUGUAGAGCAUGAACCUACAGGAUCGGGUCACCGCCUUGAUGUUAGCGGAGAACGACAGGGUGUUGUCCAGGGUCACGCCAAGGCUCUUCGCACUCUGGGAGGAGGACACAACGGAGUUGUCAACUGUGAUGGCGAGAUCAUGGAACGGGCAGUCCUUCCCCGGGAGGAAGAGCAGCUCCGUCUUGCCGAGGUUCAGCUUGAGGUGGUGAUCCGUCAUCCACACUGAUAUGUCUGCCAGACAUGCAGAGAUGCGAUUCGCCACCUGGUUAUCAGAAGGGGGAAAGGAGAAGAUUAGUUGUGUGUCAUCUGUGUAGCAAUGAUAGGAGAGGCCAUGUGAGGAUAUGACAGAGCCAAGUGACUUGGUGUAUAGCGAGAAUAGGAGAGGGCCUAGAACUGAGCCCUGGGGGACACCAGUGGUGAGAGCACGUGGUGCGGAGACAGAUUCUCGCCACGCCACUUGGUAGGAGCGACCGGUCAGGUAGGACGCAAUCCAAGAGUGAGCCGCGCCGGAGAUGCCCAACUCGGAGAGGGUGGAGAGGAGGAUCUGAUGGUUCACAGUAUCAAAGGCAGCAGACAGGUCUAGAAGGACAAGAGCAGAGGAGAGAGAGUUAGCUUUAGCAGUGCGGAGAGCCUCCGUGACACAGAGAAGAGCAGUCUCAGUUGAAUGACCAGUCUUGAAACCUGACUGGUUUGGAUCAAGAAGGUCAUUCUGAGAGAGCUAGCAAGAGAGUUGGCUAAAGACGGCACGCUCAAGAGUUUUGGAGAGAAAAGAAAGAAGGGAUACUGGUCUGUAGUUGUUGACAUCAGAGGGAUCGAGUGUUGGUUUUUUGAGAAGGGGUGCAACUCUCGCUCUUUUGAAGAUGGAAGGGACAUAGCCAGCGGUCAAGGAUGAGUUGAUGAGCGAGGUGAGGUAAGGGAGAAGGUCACCGGAGAUGGUCUGGAGAAGAGAGGAGAGGAUAGGGUCAAGCGGGCAGGUUGUUGGGCGGCCGGCCGUCACAAGUCACAAGAUUUCAUCUGGAGAGAGAGGGGAGAAAGAAGUCAAAGCAUAGGGUAGGGCAGUGUGAGCAGGACCAGCAGUGUCAUUUGACUUAACAAACGAGGAUCGGAUGUCGUCAACCUUCUUUUCAAAAUGGUUGACGAAGUCAUCCACAGAGAGAGGGGGGGGAUUCAGCAGGGAGGAGAAGGUGGCAAAGAGCUUCCUAGGGUUAGAGGCAGAUGCUUGGAAUUUAGAGUGGUAGAAAGUGGCUUUAGCAGCAGAAACAGAUGAAGAAAAUGUAGAGAGGAGGGAGUGAAAAGAUGCCAGGUCCGCAGGGAGUCUAGUUUUCCUCCAUUUUCGCUUGGCUGCCCGGAGCCCUGUUCUGUGAGCUCGCAAUGAGUCAUCAAGCCACGGAGCAGGAGGGGAGGACCGAGCCGGCCGGGAGGAUAAGGGACAUAGAGAGUCAAAGGAUGCAGAAAGGGAGGAGAGGAGAGUUGAGGAGGCAGAAUCAGGAGAUUGGAGGGAGAAGGAUUGAGCAGAGGGAAGAGAUGAUAGGAUGGAAGAGGAGAGAGUAGCGGGAGAGAGAGAGUGAAGGUUGCGACGGCGCAUUACCAUCUGAGUAGGGGCAAAAUGAGUAGUGUUGGAGGAGAGCGAGAGAGAAAAGGAUACAAAGUAAUGGUCGGAGACAUGGAGGGGAGUUGCAGUGAGAUUAGUAGAACAGCAUCUAGUAAAGAUGAGGUCAAGCGUAUUGCCUGCCUUGUGAGUAGGGGGGGACGGUGAGAGGGUGAGGUCAAAAGAGGAGAGGAGUGGAAAGAAGGAGGCAGAGAGAAAUGAGUCAAAGGUAGACGUAGGGAGGUUGAAGUCACCCAGAACAGUGAGGGGUGAGCCAUCCUCAGGAAAGGAACUUAUUAAGGCGUCAAGCUCAUUGAUGAACUCUCCAAGGGAACCUGGAGGGCGAUAAAUGACAAGGAUGUUAAGCUUGAAAGGGCUAGUGACUGUGACAGCAUGGAAUUCAAAUGAGGAGAUAGACAGAUGGGUCAGGGGAAAAAGAGAAAAUGUCCACUUGGGAGAGAUGAGGAUUCCUGUGCCACCACCCCGCUGACCAGAUGCUCUCGGGGUAUGCGAGAACACAUGGUCAGACGAGGAGAGAGCAGUAGGAGUAGCAGUGUUUUCAGUGGUAAUCCAUGUUUCCGUCAGCGCCAAGAAGUCGAGGGACUGGAGGGUAGCAUAGGCUGAGAUGAACUCUGCCUUGUUGGCCGCAGAACAGCAGUUCCAGAGGCUGCCGGAGACCUGGAACUCCACGUGGGUCAUGCGUGCAGGGACCACCAGGUUAGAGAGGCAGCAGCCACGCGGUGUGAGGCGUUUGUAUAGCCUGUGCGGAGAGGAUAGAACAGGGAUAGACAGAGGCAUAGUUGACAGGCUACAGAAAAUGGCUACAAUAAUGCAAAGGAGAUCGGAAUGAAAUGAACUAAACAUCUGGAAAAGCGAGAGAGCGGGCCUCCCUCACUUACGUUUCACUGAAACACCCAAAUAUAACUCUCCCAACUUCCACCUCAGAAACUGUAAUUGUUGUAAACUACAGUGGUUCAAUGUUUUCUAGGAAUAGACUAACUUAGUUUAUUCAGCUAGCUAACUUGGUACAGUAUUCGUCCGUGAAAACCGUCCAGGGCACCUAGUCAUAUGACGCCACAGCCAACUAGCAUGCCGGACUCCAACAACACGGUUUAGCACCAAUACUCGGCCACAACAAACCACCAGUGUGUCAACACGCCAAGCCAAUCAUUCGUGUCCGUGUCUAACGUUGUGGGCUAGUCCGGACAGCUUGAGCGAGUCCGUCGUCAAUUUAUUCAGCCAGUUAGUUAGCUAGAAUAGUUAGCAUACUAGCUUAGCUAGCCAUUGCUUUCUGCCAAUGAAGAAACCCGUCCUCCCACGGCACGAACACACAGAGAGAGCCAAGCUAACGUUAACUAGUCACCCAUGUCCCGAAUUCCCUUGAACGACUCUGGCUACCAGUAUGUAAAAACAAAACAAAAAUGUAGGUUAUAACUUACCCCUAGCAGCUACUGUUAGCUAGCCAAGUGCAAAGCUAGCCACUGAAUUGACUCAGCCAGUUCGUCUGUUCGCUAGGCGUUCCAGCUAUUGUUUAGUAGCUAUCCAGGUAGCAACAACCUAGCUACAUUUCGAGCACAGUAGCUACUUACUACCUAACGUUAACGCUUCAGACAAUGAGGUUAGAAAAACAGCUGAAUGGUAGGCAUUAUUGUAUGUAAUUAUUGUAGGCAGCUAGCUGCCGUAAUUACAGGUACUCUCAGGCGUGAAACAACUAUCCACAGUUGCUAAUAGUUACCAGUAGCUACCCGCUAGCUAGUCCAGGUAGUGGGUUAGCUAGCUUCGUGCUUCACCGGGCUCAGCCGAAUACAAUACCUACAAUAAUUACAUACAACAACCCACGAUAACUACCUACAAUACCUGACUACAAUCUAAAUACAUAGUUUAAGCUUUACUCGACGAAGCUUAAACUAUCAUAUUACUAUUGUCCUGUUGUCUGAUCUGAAUCUCACUGACAGGAGGGAAGGAGACGUUACCAGGAGGCCAUUGCUAGAAAGAAGAUCCGACUCGACAGGUGAACAGAUUAGCCUAUUUGUUAACAUAACUAGUAUGAAAGUGUAUGCACUCACUAACUGUAAGUCGCUCUGGAUAAGAGCGUCUGCUAAAUGACUAAAAUGUAAAAUGUAACUGCAAAAUCUAGAUCUAUCAAAAUAUCUUCAUGCACUAUAUAUAUUCAUAAUUGGAAUUAAGGCACAAAACGGAGAUGCCAACAGAAUUUUCUGUGUUUAUUCAGGAAGUACAUAAUAUCCUGCAAGCAGACAGAGGUGCCCUUAUCUGUACCGUGGGACCACAGCAACCAGGUAAAGGAGGAGAAGGGGCCUCAAAGGUCUCACUGUACUCACUGACUACAAGCUCUGGUUCUCACUCGGGUUCUCUCUUAACAUAACAGUUGAUACAACUUAGACGUGAGAGUUAAACAGUACCGACAUGAGUUGAAAUGCUGAUCAAGAAGGAUCAAGAAUAAUAAACACAUCUCAGUCACAAGUAAGACCAAAGGGCAUACUUGGGCCGGUUUUAUGGACUGUCCAAUCACUUGAAGCUAAAUUAGUGUAAAAUAUGAAUAGUGGAACAAUUCCUAUUCACAUACAGUAGUAAUAUGAUAGUAGUAUGUGAGUAACAACUGACUUUUAAUGUAUUGUGAAUGGCUGCAGGUGUACCUCAGCUACAACAACGUGUCUGCUCUGAAGAUGCUGGCCGCUAGAAACAACUGGGUAUUAAACUCUGAGAAAAACAAGGUGAGCAUUCUUGAGACUCUCUUUUAGGUUAACCACAAGGCAUAGUGGACCACAGGUUAUGGCUAUGGGGGCCCUGAGUUUUUCUCGAUCACAUGAUCACAUAUGUAAAGGUCAUGUCUAGGGCCAAGGGGGCCCUCAGUUUUUCCUGAUCACAUGACCGAACUAGUCUUUUCCUGGUUUAUGUAAUCCCCCUCUGGCCCCCAGGUGAACCUGUACACCCUGGAGCAGAAGCAGGUGUUGAGUUUUAAGGUUGAGACGGAGGUAGACGUCCCGGCUGAGAGGGCCUUCAUGCUGCUCUCUGACCUCAGCAAGAGAGUGGAGUGGGACCCAAACUAUGAGUGGGUAUCUGUAUGCACACACACACACACACACACACACACACAAUCCGGACUCUCUCUGGUGGCAUAUAAGUCCUCAAGAGUAUACACAGCAGCCUCCCCCACAUUUACAGUGUAAUGUGUCACACUGGCUUCUCCUGAUUUCAUGACUUUCCCUGUGUAGGAGGUGUGAGCUGAUUCUUAGGGUGGACGAUGAUGACUCUCUGUACCGCUUGGUGACUCCUUCCAUAGGCCAGGGCGGGGUCAGUAACAGCCCUUCAUCCAAUCAGGGAGGGAUGGUCCAGGACUUCAUCCUCCUGGCCUCCAGGAGACCACCUUGUGACAGCGGGUGAGUGGCAGACGGACAUACAGACAGGCAGGCAGGAAAAGAGAGGAGAGACCAUGUGAGUGAAAGCGAUUGAGUGACAAUGUUUGUUUUUUUUGCCUUCCAAGGGACCCUUAUGUUAUUGCUCUGCGUUCGGUCACUCUACCCACACACCCUCCUAUAGAGGGCUACAACAGGGGAGAGGUGCUGUGUGCCGGCUUCAGCAUACUGGAGGUCUCCAAAAAUAUCUCCAAGGUAAGAAAGAGUGUGAACUGUAAUUUGUAGUUCUGCUCAUAAGUUCUGCCCCUGCACUUGUUUGUAAACCAAAGCGGUGGGUCUUGGCAAAUGUAAUUGUUUGCCUUUUGCUUGCCCAAUUUCUUUGAAAUACCUUGAAUUUCCACUGGGAAAAUGAACAUGACAGAUUGCACUGUUAAUGAUGAUGACAACUCCUAUCCUUGUGUUGGCUCUCCUAGAUCUCCUAUUUCAACCAGGCGUCUCCCGAGGUCCUGCCCUACAUCUCGACAGACAUCGCCGGGCUCUCCUCCAGCUUCUACGGCAUCUUCUGCUCCUGUAACACCUUCCUCCAGGAGAACAGGGAGGACCAUGCCUCCACCCCCAGUCCCAACUAGAGAGACCAACCACCCUUCUCCACACUAAAAAGUACACAACUGUAACCCCUUAUCCUCACCACCCUGACCCCCUCACCCUUGAUGACUAUUGUACUGAUCGAUUGAACAAACUUCCAUUAGAUGAUCUGAUUAUCUUCAACUGUUUAUUAGACUGAUUAAUGAAAGGAGCCUGUUCCCAGAUCUGUGCAGUCUUGCCAACUCCUAUGGUCAUU